Molecule: messenger RNA, 1641 nt
Organism: Colletotrichum graminicola M1.001
Lineage: Eukaryota; Fungi; Ascomycota; Sordariomycetes; Glomerellales; Glomerellaceae
Product: cytochrome P450
Exons: 3
Coding region: 1-1641 (546 amino acids)
Molecular function (GO): oxidoreductase activity, acting on paired donors, with incorporation or reduction of molecular oxygen; heme binding; iron ion binding
Source: RefSeq, a predicted model, not a curated record
AUGGCCGAGAGCCUCCACGGCCAAAUCAUCGAGUCAUUGACGCCUGGGCGCGUCUUUGGCUCGCUCUUCUUCGUCUUUGUCGGCCUGCUCGUCCUCGACCACAUAUGGAAGCCGACGUACCCGGAAAACAUCCCCGUUGUCGGCUACGGGAAGGGCACUCUCGCGAGCCUACAGAACUUUUGCUACUAUGUCUUCCGCUACCGCGAUUGGGUCAUCGAGGGUUACCAAAAGUACAACAAGCAGAACCGCGCCUUCGUCGUCCCCGCUGCCGCAAGCCGCGCCCCCGACAUCAUCAUCCCGCGAUCUCUCACGAAGUGGCUGCUCGAGCACCCCGAUUCCGUCGUCUCCGCGCACGAAGCGCACAACGAUGUGCUGUACAGCGACUACAACUUCCUAGGCAAGGUCUACGCCGAUGACGUCUGGCACACGCGGGUGAUCCACAAGAGCCUUGCCCGUCACCUCAACUCUUUGGUCCCGGGGAUCGAGGAGGAAGUCGCCGUGGCUGUGGACAAGGCCUUCGGCACAGACACCGAGAACUGGAAGGCCUUGAGCCUUUGGGAGGCAUGGCUGGCCAUCGUGCCGCCGGUGACAAACCGCAUGCUGGUCGGCGAGGGCGUAUGCCGAAACAUGGACUUUUGCAAGGCCAUGGUUUCAUUCGUCGACCAAGUCAUCCUUAACUGCUUCGCGCUUCACAUGGUGCCGCAGAUUAUGCUUCCCAUAUUUGGGCCUCUCAUCACGCUGCCAAACUGGUGGAUGUGGCGCAAGGCAGCCAAGCACAGCUUGCCUGUCAUAAGGAAGCGUCUCGACGACAUGGCCAAGAAAGAGGCGGGAGAUCCGGCCUACGACAACUGGGUUGCGCCCGAAGACUUCAUCACGUGGGACAUUCGCAUGGCCAAAGCCGAGAAGAACUACUUCGAGCUCGACCCCUACGUCAUUUCGAAACGACUCUUGCCAAUACAGUUUGCAGCAAUCCAUACCACUGUCAUCACCGGCCACGGUAUUGUUCUUGAUUUGCUAAGCUCGGAUCCCGCCAAGGGGUAUGUCGAGGGUAUCAGGGAAGAAGCGGCCCGCGUGCUGGAGGAAGAGGGCGGCCGCUGGACCAAGAACGGCUUGUCGCGGCUCUACCGCCUCGACAGCGCCAUCCGCGAGAGCCAGAGGCUGAGCAACUUCAGCUGUACUCUGAUGGAGCGCAAAGUCAUCGCCGAGGAGGGUAUUACAAACGAAGAGGAGGGCUGGCAUCUGCCCAAAGGGACGUUCCUGACCGUCAACCUGGAAGGUCUGCACCACGACGAUGAUCUCAACCCCAACGCACGCGAAUACGACGCAUUCCGCACAAGCCGGCAGAGGGAAGAGUACGAAGCGAAACCGCAGUCGGAGAGGUCCCUCGAGGAGGGGCUGAGGUUGAAGAACCUCGGAAUGGUCACGACAAGUGACGCCCAUCUUCCUUUCGGGCAUGGGCGACACGCAUGCCCAGGUCGCUUUUUCGUCGCCCACGAGUUGAAGAUGGUGGUAGCUAAUCUGCUUCUCAACUACGACUUGAAGCCGAUAUCCGAACGGCCGAAACCGCAGUGGAUAGGCGUGACAGUAAUACCGCCGGUGGAUGCGAAAAUCGAGCUGAAGCGGAGGAAAGGCACAGUUUAG